Sardina pilchardus (European sardine) is the source of this 914-nucleotide messenger RNA. Its product is annotated as cystatin-F. The coding region runs from base 200 to 640 and encodes 146 amino acids. Gene Ontology annotation, cellular component: Golgi apparatus; lysosome; endoplasmic reticulum. Gene Ontology annotation, biological process: immune response; negative regulation of microglial cell activation; positive regulation of myelination. Lineage: Eukaryota; Metazoa; Chordata; Actinopteri; Clupeiformes; Clupeidae. Gene Ontology annotation, molecular function: cysteine-type endopeptidase inhibitor activity. The record is from RefSeq and is a predicted model, not a curated record. The transcript is spliced from 4 exons.
AUGCAUGAUGGCCUAUGAUGUGAAAUGUGUCAGGUAGUUAGGACAACUGUCAGAUGCUCGGAGGUUAGUUGGCUAAUAGGUUAUGGCGUGAUCUACACGUCGUUGCAAGGCCAGCCUUCUUUGCAGCACUAGACCAAGGUGGUUUUAAGUGUUGACUCACAGGAAAUCGACUAGCAGAGUUGAGAAGGCGUUCUGUGACAUGGAGGCUUGGUUUCUGCUCUGUCUGUGCAUCUCUGCUGUUUUAUGUUCACUGGAUAAAAUCCCAGUUAAAGGGCCAGGGCCGGGCGCUCUGCGCAACGUCAGCAAGAAUGAUCCAGGGGUGCAGAAGGCUGUGCUGUCGGGCACCAACGCCUUCAACAACCAGUCCAACGACAUGUUCCUGUUCAAAGCCUCCGCAGUAGACAGGGCUCAGAAACAGAUUGUGAAGGGGAUUAAAUAUGUCCUGGAGGUGGAGAUCUCGCGCACCGUGUGCAGGAAGUCAAGCCCACACACAGACCUGGCCAACUGCAGGUUCCAGCCCGAGGGUCAGCUUCAACAGACCUUCCAUUGCACCUUCCAAGUGUGGUCCAUUCCUUGGCUUAAGACGAUGACCACCACAUAUUUCCUCUGCCAGCCCUCAGAUGCUUUACUUACUGACUGAUACAUAGACACCAGACACAAUACCACAUGCUUUACCUCACCAGCCCUCUCACCAGAUCAUUACUGACUGAUAUAGACACAAUACCACAUGCUUUACCUCACCAGCUCUCUCACCAGAUCAUUACUGACUGAUAUAGACACAAUACCACAUGCACAUUUCAUCAUAUCAUUACUGACUGAUACGCGGACACCGAACGGAAUGUCUUAUGGACGUUUAUGUGUUCUAGUAGAGGAUGUCAGUUGAUGUGUUGCUCAUCAAUAAAGGAAGGAAUUGA